AUGCCAAUAGAGAAACGGAAGUCGUAUUCUGUACGUUACUGUGCUUCCCUUGCUUAGAACAUCGCCGAGAACGGUUUUGUCGUUAUGCCUUGUUCUUGGUGCGCGUCUCAAGGCCUUGUCUGCAAAAUGAUCGCGCGUAUAAAGCGUUACGAGGCCUGUGUUCGUCGAGGUCGUUCUUGCGAUGGCUCUGGCAUCCCGCUUUCUUCUUAUAAGCUCCGCGAGUUGUCUAAAAAGCUUACACGGCUCCGGCGUCUUCGUCAGCAGAAGGAGUUUUUAGUGAAGAAAGGUGCCGAUAUGGUGGCACGUGGUCUGUCAACCUUAGAUGAGUUAGAGGAGGUUGAGCGGCAAGAGACGCCUGCUAUGCCCUCGUCGUAGAUUAAUGAUGCCGUCGAUGCUAUUGACUAGGGCGCCGUCUUUGGUUCUGUCCUGGGUUUCCCUUUGGUUGAUCCGGGUUCUGCCGGUGGAACUGUUCUAGUUUCUUAGGGCAGUUCAAAUUCUUGACUAGUUCCUAUAAGUUAUCUUCUAGUCCGAAAUCAAGCCAUUUAACCAG
This is a messenger RNA of Thermothelomyces thermophilus ATCC 42464, 550 nucleotides long. RefSeq lists its product as uncharacterized. The record is from RefSeq and is a predicted model, not a curated record. Lineage: Eukaryota; Fungi; Ascomycota; Sordariomycetes; Sordariales; Chaetomiaceae. The transcript has 2 exons. Bases 85 to 375 code for a protein of 96 amino acids.